Molecule: messenger RNA, 1596 nt
Organism: Ceutorhynchus assimilis (cabbage seed weevil)
Lineage: Eukaryota; Metazoa; Arthropoda; Insecta; Coleoptera; Curculionidae
Source: the annotation of a GenBank genome assembly
GCUCUUCCUAAUUAAAUCAAAAAUAUGAAUUUUCAUCAAUUACUAUUAUUUUUAAUAUUUUUAAAAAAUUCCUAUGCAGGCACUCGAGUGUAUUUCAAGCAGUGUGCAAAAAACGGAUUUACGUGCUUCACAAAUUCCAACAAGAAAGUUGAUAUUGUUUAUGACUGCUCUAAAGGAGUUGAUGAUGUCAUUUUCUUUCAUAACCAAUUCUCAGCUCCCUCCAACAUUGACAGCCUCAAAAUUCAGAAUUGCAAUACUUUGAGUCUGGCUACAAGAUGUUCAGGUGAAAUGAGACCGAUUUCCAAGCUAGAAAUCUACAACAUUAAAAAUCUCAUCUUUCAAAGACUCCAGUACGACUCAAUGCUGCCACCUACAGUGAUUUUCGAAAACGUAUCCAACAUAGACUCAAUACCAACUAAAUCGUUCAAUCAAAUAAUCAAAAGCUAUUAUUCAGUAGGCUGUUAUGUGCAGCCAAAAGAUUUCCAGAAUGUUUAUUUUAGGAAUGUCACCAUAGACACUAUCCAAUCAGAUGCUUUCGUUGCUUUAAACCAAUUUAAAAAUUUCAGUUUUAUUGGAGUUAACAUCAAAAGAAUCCAAACUCAUGGCAUAAGACUAAUGCAAGAUUUCAAAGGCGGAUUUGAAAUGAAAAAUUGCGUCAUAGACACCUUGGAGUAUAUGGCUUUGCAGAUUUACGGAAAAAGAACUAUAUUUGCUGAUAAUCAUUUUUCAAAAAUAUCAUCAAGCGGUAUCAAUGGUACCAUGGAAGACUUUUACUUCACCGAUAAUUUUGUGGAAACCCUAUACCCGUUAGCUUUUUCCAUAUUGGGUACCAACAUAUUCAUUUUACAAAACAACUUUCUGUACAUGAAAAGCUCAGCUUUGGAAUCGCUUAGUCCAGGCUUAAUCCAAGAUUCCGGAAGAAAUUUUGGCAAAUUACGAUUUGUUUAUGAUUUUAGCAAAAACACUUUGAGUUUUACGGAAGCAGGCUCUUUGCAUCCGGAUUACGUUUCCUAUGAAAACGUGCAAACAGAAAUGAUGUUUAGCAGGAACAAAAUAUUGUGUAGCUGCGAUAACUUGGGCUGGUUGUUUUCGCCACUGGGCCAUGGACCAAACACAGCCCAAAUAGAGACUUUUUACGAAAUGGUUUUGGACGAGGCUUACGGAAACGAAUGCGAUCACACAUGUAAACUACCCGUAAGAGUUGUAGAAGAAAUGAUUGAGUGCGGGAAAUGUUUGUCCAAUGUUAGUCUGGAAUAUAUUUGUGAUAAGAAUAAUAAAGCGACUACUGCAAUUGCUGUAGGUUUUAAUGAUUCUGAGAUAUUUGUGACAAGGGAAGUGUUGAAUCCUGGAAAUUAUACUAUUGGGGGUAGUAGUAAGGUGGAAUUGAAUGUUUUAGAUAUGUUUGGGGUAGUUUUGUGUUGGUGGUUGUUUUAAGGCUGUUAAAUUUUUAGUAAAAUUGUGAUUUGUAAUAAAGUACCUAUACUGAUAAUGGAUAUGGUGAUUUUAAAUUUUGAUUUUUAUUGUGGUCAUUUUAGAUGUCCUAAAUAUGCGCUGUAUGUUUCAAAUUGAUGAUUGUUGCGCAUAAUAUGUUUACCU